GGUGAGGCGAGGCGAGGCGAGCGGCUGGCAAUGGCAAGGGCUCCAAACUUCCCCCAUUGUUGCCCUGACCUUAUCCACUAACUUUUCUGAUUCCCCCGUUCGCUGUCUCUCUCUCUCUGCUUACUCUCCCCCGUCCUCUGAAACGAAGCAUCAAAUCAAAUGGGAUGGGAUAAAUGGAUUCAAGUACCUAGGGCUUGAGCGUGAUCAGGAAGCAGCAGAGAGGGUGGAAGAGAAGAGACCAAGCGACGAUUGGGCGAGCGGCGCCGCCAGGGCUUCGUUGGCCCCUUCGACGGUGACGAGCAUCCACCAGAUACAAGAUUGAGCAACAUUGUCUAAGCGCCUCGUCCAGUCCAGACAUCUAAGGCAAAAACAAUGCUGCACCUGCACCACCACAGUCCACUUGUCUCUCGGCAUGGUGCGGUUUGUCCACCCACUAGGCUUGCUUGUUCUUGCAUAUGUAACAAGGCCAACAGCAGAAUCACCGCCGCGCAAUCAACAAACAACAAUGCAAACUUGCUCCUUCUGCGGGGGUGGUCUUCUACAAGGCGGCGAAUCACCACUGUUGCCAGUGGCCAGUCAGUACCAGGAUACACACCUGAUGAUGGCGAUCAAUGCCUUGAAACAGGCAACAAGAUCUCUUUUACGACUGUAAAGGACGCUGUCAUAUGAAUAAACAGCAGCCUGAAUUCUGUGGGUGUCAGAAGUGAGCUAAUUCUUCUAGCUCUACCAGCAGUUUUGGGUCAAGCUAUUGAUCCAAUGGCGCAACUUAUGGAGACUGCAUACAUUGGUAGAUUAGGUGCAUUGGAAUUGGCAUCGGCUGGUAUUGGUAUAUCAAUUUUUAAUAUUGUGUCAAAGAUCUUCAACAUUCCACUGUUGAGCAUUGCAACCUCAUUUGUGGCAGAGGAUAUUUCUAGGAGUGCUACUAAGCAUCCUAGUUCAGGCAAAUUGGAGCUGACAUCUGUAUCAUCUGCCCUGAUCUUAGCUGCUGGAAUUGGUAUAAUGGAAGCAUUAGCAUUGUUCCUAGGAUCAGGAUUAUUUCUUAAACUAAUGGGCGUGUCACCUGUCUCUCCAAUGCAUAGACCUGCAAAACUUUUUCUUUCAUUGAGAGCUCUCGGAGCACCUGCAAAUGUGCUUAUGUUGGCAGUCCAAGGUAUCUUUCGGGGAUUCAAGGAUACAAAGACUCCGGUGUUUUAUAUAGGUUUGGGCAAUCUUUCCGCUGUAGCCCUUCUUCCUCUACUUAUAUAUGGCUUUCAGCUUGGCAUAACUGGUGCUGCAAUUUCUACAGUUGUGUCCCAGUACAUUAUUACAGUUCUUCUUCUUCGGUCUCUAAGUAAAAAAGCUGUUUUGCUUCCUCCGGGAAUAGAUCAGUUAGAGUUUGGUGGAUAUCUAAAAUCUGGUGGCAUGCUGUUGGGAAGAACUCUUUCAAUUCUGUUAACUAUGACCAUUGGUACAUCAAUGGCUGCUCGGCAAGGCCCAACAGCAAUGGCCGCUCAUCAGAUUUGUUUGCAAGUAUGGCUUGCGGUAUCUUUGCUUGCAGAUUCUUUAGCUGUGUCUGCCCAGGCGCUGAUAGCAAGCUCUUAUGCAAUAUUGGACUACAAAAGGGUUCAAAAGAUAACAAUGUUUGCGUUGCAGAUAGGAGUAUUUAGUGGAUUAGCUUUGGCCAUUGGAUUGUAUGCCUCAUUUGGCAAUAUAGCUAGACUAUUUACCAGUGACCCAGAGGUCCUAAUGGUUGUCAAAUCUUGUGCAUUGUUUGUCUGUGCCAGUCAACCAAUUAAUGCACUGGCCUUCAUCUUUGACGGUCUACUUUAUGGUGUAUCAGAUUUUGACUAUGUUGCUCAAGCUACUAUUGCGGUUGGUGUUACAUCUUCACUCGUCCUGUUAUGGGCUCCGUCUAUAUUUGGCCUGGCUGGAGUUUGGGCUGGUUUGACUACACUCAUGGGGUUGCGUAUGGCUGCAGGCAUUCUGAGGUUGCUAUGGAAAUCUGGGCCUUGGUCAUUUUUGCAUGAGGAGCCAUAAGCUGAGGUUUAUCAAUUAUCAGCCUGUGCAGUUUGGAGUUGUUAACUUAUUGCUGGGGAUUUACAUCACUGCAAAUAUUAUCCAAGUGUCAUGGACUCAGUGAAGCUGUUACCUCGGUACUCCUCUGGCUCAGAAGAAAAUCUGACUUGAUUGCAAUUCUUGUCGAGAGAAUAAAAUCAGUCUGCUAGAUGGCAUGGCUUAGUGAACCAUUGGCACGACCUUUUGCUAACUCUUUUUUUCUGCUAGCAGCUGUGUAGCUUCUCUAGAUGAAAAGAUAAAAGGGUCGUGUAUAGCGUUGACGCAUGUAACUCAAGGUGUUUGAUACUGACGUGUUUGCGCCGUUCCAUAAUUCUUGAUUUUGUUGCCCGGAUGGACGAACGAUGGACAGUUUGGACACUCUGAUCAGAUACAGUGAUUGAGGUGCCUCUGAAUGGUACUCAGUGUAAAAUUAUUUUAGAACCUUUUUUUGUUGAUAAGGUACAUGCAUGUUCCAUA
Messenger RNA from Sorghum bicolor (sorghum), 2511 nucleotides. RefSeq names its product protein DETOXIFICATION 45, chloroplastic-like. The transcript is spliced from 14 exons. Gene Ontology annotation, cellular component: membrane. Bases 757 to 2016 code for a protein of 419 amino acids. The record is from RefSeq and is a predicted model, not a curated record. NCBI's taxonomy places the organism in Eukaryota, Viridiplantae, Streptophyta, Magnoliopsida, Poales, Poaceae. Gene Ontology annotation, biological process: transmembrane transport. Gene Ontology annotation, molecular function: xenobiotic transmembrane transporter activity; antiporter activity.